Molecule: messenger RNA, 1509 nt
Organism: Lachancea mirantina
Lineage: Eukaryota; Fungi; Ascomycota; Saccharomycetes; Saccharomycetales; Saccharomycetaceae
Source: the annotation of a GenBank genome assembly
AUGGAAACAUUUGAUCCGCAUUUUGCAUCACAAACAGAUAACCACUCUAGUGGUAGUACAGCACAGCCGGAGGUGCAGGAUUCCAAUGGCAAUGGCAGCUUGUCGAGCUCAACUUCACAUUCCGCAGCGGCCUUGGAAAGCGGCGAACAGGCGGAAAAACAUGAGGAGGCCGAGGAUUCUCACAACGAGACCAACCCAGCUUCAACCGGUGCUAGAGAUUCUAAACCCCGCUCCAAGCGUACAAGGGCCACUGGUGAAGCCUUGAACGUUUUGAAACGCGAAUUCGAUGAGAACCCAAAUCCGAAUGCUCAAAAUAGGAAAAGAAUCUCAGAACUGACGGGAUUACCUGAGAAAAAUGUCCGUAUAUGGUUCCAAAACAGACGUGCCAAAUACAGGAAGUCUGAUAAGCAGACUGCUAGGCCCUCGGCCACCAAUAUGGGAGCUGCGGGAGACAUGAGCCCUGCGGUCGAUUUCGACCGAGUUCCCAUUGGGGCUAACCACAAUUACUGCUUUGUCGAUGCAAACUCACUUGUAGUCGGGUCUUGGAAAAGGCUGAAAAGUGGGAAUUUGAAAGAAGAAGGUCUUCAAUGCAUUAAGCAACUAUCAAACCUAUCACCUAUGUCUAUCAAUGAAAUUAUGGCCGAUGCCACAGAUUUGAUAGUUAUCAUCUCGAAAAAAAACCUUGAAAUCAAUUAUUUCUUUAGUGCCAUUGCCAACAACACCAAGAUUCUUUUCAGGAUAUUUUUCCCAAUAGCGACUGUCAUCGACUGUUCUAUAAGUUAUGAAACAGAAUCAUUGUCUCACGACGGACAAGAUGAGUCUGAGGAAAAAAAUGAUCUACAAAGGCACAGCGAGCUCAAAUUGAACUUAUCAAAGCCUCCGAAAUUCGCCGUAUAUUUCUCAGAUGCUUCAGACCAGCUAUCUUCAAAUCAAUGGUCUAUAUGCGAUGACUUUUCUGAAGGUACUCAGGUGAGUCAGGCAUUUUUGGGUGGAUCCAAUAUUCCGCAUAUUUUGUCAGGAAUGGAAGAUUCUCUCAAAUACCUGACAUCUUUAAUACACGAUUAUAACAGCGUGGAGCAAGACACCACGAACCCUAAUAAAAACAGCGAAAAUCAAAUGGUGGAUAUGCACGGUACUGAACAAACCAUGCUACUGCACCCAGAACCGCAAGCAUUAAUUGAUUCUCGCGAGGAAAACUUCUUUGACGAUUAUCAGAGGCAUAACGAAUUUUACGGAUUGAAAGAUCAUGACCCUGUAACGAACAGUCAGCCUGGUUUCAAUUCCACCACGAUGAAUGAAACGAACUCCUUUCACCCUCAACAAAAUGGGUCCGAGGGCAACGACCACCUGGUACCGCCUCAUUAUCAAGAGCAAGGGCUACCCAAAACGCCUGACUUUUUCAAGCAUGCUAGUGAUCUGAAUAAUGAUGAACAGGGAGGUCUCAACAAUUUACUUAUCUUUGACGAUCAAGGAAAUUCGGCCCCGGCAAAUGGUCAAAACUUUUUCUAA